CUUUCUAUCAUCACAUGAAGAGAAAUAAAUAAUCCACAGCGCAUCACUAUUCCCAUCAGUUCAGUGAACGAUCGCUCCAAUUUCCGGCCAUUAUAUUUACCGCGAAAAUAGACAGAAGGCCGACCGUGAUUAAAGCCAUACAAACGACUCCGAUCCCGGCGGUCCCGGAUUUUCACAGCCCGCCCUUAUUCCGCCAUUUAAUACCACCGCAAAGAAUCCUCCCAAAAAUCCCUUGCAUUUCUCGAAAUCAGAAUCCAAGAGAGAUUUUAUUACAGGGGAAGAAGUCCGGCAAUGGGCUCUCUUCCGCCAUCUCUCGAUCUUCCUUCCGAUCCCAAACACCGCCAGCAGCAGAUCGACGAAUCCACCCUCCUGAAUCUCUUCAAAGCCCAGCAGAACCACCUCAAUUACUUCUUCCGCCACCUCGAUCUCUCGCAGGCGCUCUCCUUCGCCCACACCCUCCUCAACUCCUCCGGCACCAUCUUCUUCUCCGGCGUCGGCAAGUCCGGCUUCGUCGCCAACAAGAUCUCGCAGACCCUCGUCUCCCUCGGCAUCCGCGCCUCCUUCCUCCACCCCGUCGACGCCCUCCACGGCGACAUCGGCGCCCUCUCCUCCCUCGACGUCCUCGUCCUCUUCAGCAAGUCUGGUAACACCGACGAGCUCCUCCGCCUGGUCCCCUGCGCCAGGGCCAAAGGUGCCCGCCUCGUGUCGGUGACUUCCGUCGAAGGGAACGCCCUGGCGUCUGUCUGCGAUAUGAAUGUACAUUUGCCGCUGGAGAGGGAGCUCUGCCCUUUUGAUUUGGCACCGGUAACCUCCACCGCGAUCCAGAUGGUGUUUGGGGAUACGGUGGCGAUCGCGCUUAUGGGAGCGAGGAAUUUGACCAAGGAGGAGUACGCGACUAACCAUCCUGCUGGCAGAAUCGGCAAGAGCUUGAUUUUCAAGGUUGUGAAGGAUGUUAUGAAGAAGCAAAAUGAGCUGCCGGUGUGCAGGGAGGGAGAUCUGAUUAUGGAUCAGCUGGUUGAGCUGACAAGUAAAGGCUGCGGUUGCCUUCUUGUCAUUGAUCCUGAUUAUCGCCUUAUUGGGACGUUUACUGACGGUGAUCUCCGGCGAACUCUCAAGGCUAGUGGGGAAGCCAUAUUCAAGCUUACAGUUGGGGAAAUGUGCAACAGGACACCAAGAACAAUUGGUCCAGAUGCAAUGGCAGUGGAAGCAAUGAAGAAGAUGGAAUCACCACCAUCACCUGUACAGUUUUUGCCUGUGAUCAAUGAUCAGAAUGUUUUGAUUGGAAUCAUAACCCUCCAUGGACUAGUUUCAGCAGGUCUUUGAUCUCCACAGCUAUUAUUCCAGGCGGAGCCACAUGUAGUUCCAUGUCAACAUUAGUGUAUUUCCUUCUGCAGAAGGAUGAUUAUCAUCAUUCCUUGUAGUCAUCACUCAAGAUAGCUGCUGGGUGGGAUUUUGCAGAGGGGAUCUUCUUUUGCAUUCUUUCACGAUUGACAUCGAAACAAUGAAACUCCUUGUACUGUACCGUCGAUUUCUGUAAUAUAGUUAACUAUCCCAUUUCUAUUUCAUUGAGAGACAGAUAUGUAAAAGGAUGGUUCUUUCCUCGGUUCAUCCUGCACUUCCAGAUUCACGUUGUUUGUGCAAGGAAGGCCGACCAAACCUGCAAAUGCAUCAUCGUCACAUCUUCCCAGUGAUAGUGAGAAACGCAAAUUUUGCUACAAU
Linum tenue is the source of this 1719-nucleotide messenger RNA. The record is from the annotation of a GenBank genome assembly. NCBI's taxonomy places the organism in Eukaryota, Viridiplantae, Streptophyta, Magnoliopsida, Malpighiales, Linaceae.